This is a messenger RNA of Patiria miniata (bat star), 562 nucleotides long. RefSeq lists its product as uncharacterized. The transcript is spliced from 3 exons. Lineage: Eukaryota; Metazoa; Echinodermata; Asteroidea; Valvatida; Asterinidae. Gene Ontology annotation, molecular function: protein binding. The record is from RefSeq and is a predicted model, not a curated record. Bases 53 to 562 code for a protein of 169 amino acids.
UCGUUGUGUUCUUUUAAUUAGGAUACUUUAAAUCGACCUGAUUAUUACCAAGAUGCCGCAAAAGACCAUUCAGCAAUUAAAUGCAUACAUCAAGGCAACAGCCGUCGUGUACGACCACUCCAACGCCAAAGUCAUCAGCAGGAAGACUAAAGUCAAACCAAGGAGGAAACAAGCUUUCCUGUCUGUACUGCAUUACAGGAAAACGUCUUCGGAUGAUUGCUAUGCAAAGAGGAAACCAUCGAAACAACGGAUUAAAUAUGAAAGUCAGAGUAAUACCAGAGACGAGCAACAGAAACUGCAGGUCUUUGUCCGGACUCCCCCCUCACAUAAACCCAAGACACUAUAUUUCGAACUCCAUCCAGAGACAUCCGUGUCAUCUUUCAAAGAAGUAAUCCAAAAGAGGAUCGGUGUGGAGGCACGAUAUCAACGUCUGUACAUCAGGGAAACCUUCCAUCUCUCUGACUUGCUCACACUUGAGAAUCAUGGUGUCGACAAGAAUGACAUCAUCACACUCCGUCUAUCUAAAGAUGAUGAGGAUAACGACGACGUACCAAAAGGUUAA